AUGCCAGCCUUACAUUCAACAUUUCUCUCUGAGCAAGGUGCAGAUACAAGAGUCAUUGGAAAUCUUGCCGUGUUACCGAUCCACUCAAAGUAUAGGGGACCUUCCUAUCCGCCACAACAGGACUAUGAUAUUAUAGAAGAAACGUUGGAUUUAUUCAGAGCCAAUUCAUUCUUCAAGAAUUUCGAAAUUAAGGGCGCUGCUGAUAGAUUGUUGAUCUAUGGCAUCUUGUUUACUAGUGACUGCUUAUCCAAAUUGAACAAAUCUAUAACAUACAAGGAGGCGGUUAGAACAUUAAAUAACUUGGCUCUCGAUAGCUUUGCCUUACCGGGAGACAUCGGAUUCCCAUUGAACAGCUUGUAUCAACUGCCUGCAAACAAGAAUGAAGCAGAAUUGUUGAGAUCGUACUUACAGCAAUUCAGACAGGAAUUGGCAGAUAGAUUAUUGAAGAGAGUCUACAGUGAUAGUGAAGUAGUUCCCAGUAAGCACUGGUUGGCAUUUACUAGAAGAAGGUUCAUGAAUAAGAGUCUUUAA
Dujonia railenensis is the source of this 531-nucleotide messenger RNA. The record is from the annotation of a GenBank genome assembly. NCBI's taxonomy places the organism in Eukaryota, Fungi, Ascomycota, Pichiomycetes, Serinales, Debaryomycetaceae.